CCAAGCGCCGAAACAGAGUCGAGUAACCUCUCACAACGUGGUGUUGCCGUCGCCGCAACAGGAGGUGAAGAGAAUCCACUCGUGGGCCGCAUGAAGCCGUGGUAUCUGAGUUUGUUAUUCGAGGAUGGCUCCCAUCAACACGAAGAAGGAAACCUUACGUCUAGCUCAUGCCAAACAUGCCAUCAAGAGGAUGAAAGAAAGGCGGCGAGACGGAAAGAAAGGUGGCCAAGUCAACCCAACUGUCAAGGCAUUGGUGUCCGAUUCGAACGGGCUUCCUCAUGAUUCAAUGGUGACUUUGGUCGCCAAACCCUCUGCGGGGCGCGCGAAGAAACGGCGGGCCAAGCCAGUGCAGAAUGUCAUGGCAAAAAGUGAAUUUCCAAGUGAUGUAAAUGGAAGUCUAAAUGGACUUGUUCACAAUGGCCAGCGACCUGUCAAAAAGUCUAAGAAGUCCUCUAUCUCACCCAAAACCGAGAAGUCGCCUCAUGUACAUGUUACAGCCUCCUUGUUUACCGCAAGCCCUCCGCAAGGGCAAGGACUCGCCCUCAAAAACCCGAGACCUGCCAAAAAAUCAAACAAGCCCUCUAUCUUGCCAAAUAACGAGGAGUCACCUGGUGUAUUUGAAUCACCCACCUUGUUUAAUGCAAGCCCUGCACAAGGAUCUCCGCAUGAUGUAGUUGGGAUGUCAAUAGCUGAUGCUGACAUAGAUUAUUCCCCAUACAUUAAGCCCUCUGCUGUAAGAAAAGUGUAUGUCAACCGAAAGAAAUCAGGCUCAGUAAGCGAGGUUUCAAACUCUCCAUAUCUCGCUGGUCCAUUUUCAACCACCAAGCCCCCUGUCUUGCACCAAGAUCUUACAGAUUUUGUUGCCCAAGGUGAAGAGAGGCUACCCGUUCCAAAUGAGACCAGAAAGGAUCUGAAGAAGUCUUCAUCUAAGACUAGCAACUUAGACCGAGAUUUUAUCUUUCAGAAGACCAAGAAACCAGCCCUUCCCUCUAGAAAGGAAAAACCUAAGAAGUCUUUAAAAAUUUCUAGUAGUUCAGUCAAUAUCAAGAAAUUGUCUGCUCCAAUGUCAAUUAGGAAAACUUCUGCUAGAGUCAAAAUACCAAGUUUUGUUGUCACUGCUGAUGAUUCUUAUAGCAAAAGUGAGCUUAAGACUACUCAAUUUUAUAAAAAUAGCAAAAAUAGAAAAGCAAAGUCAGGAUUUAGUGUGACAACUGUCUCUGAAAAUAAAGUCCCUGUGAUCAACAAAAGUAGUGAUGAUAACGAGCCAGUUGUAGAAGUACUGGUUUCUCCUGAUGAAUCUGAAGAUGUAGAAGAACAGGUUGAAUUCUCCAUGAUCAAUGAAAGUAGUGAUGAUAACGAGCCACAAGUAGAUGAAAUGGUUUCUCCCGAUGAAUCUGAAGAUGUAGAAGAACGGGUACCACGUCAACAACUCAAUGAUAAUUCAUCGGCUGAAUUUCAUUUUAUUGAUGGCCAAGUAAUUCUUCACCUGAAACACCCAUCAGUGUUCACGUUUUGUGGUCAGGUCCAAGUCAAGGUUCUUAAAGGCGCUGUUGAAGUUUUGGGUUACUUGCUUACUCCCUCAAGUGGAUAUCAGACAGUCUUUUCCCCUCAUGGAAGUGGUUUGUUGGCACUGCAAACUAUCCCAACAAUAGAAGACCAUUCUGAUAAUAGAAUGGAUCAUGAUGUUAUUCAUACAGUUGACACGCUUCUUAAAGAAGGAAAACCAGAUGAUGCCUUUCUUCUCAUGGAAGAGUCAGAAAACAUCCUUCCAUUCUUUGUUUCCCAGUUUGUAGAUUUCAAUCUGUUCCCUCGUAUUGAAGACAUGGAAUGUGAAGAUAAAUUGUUCAGCCUGGCUAGUCGAAAGCUUCAGUGUGUGUGUGACCCACCCCAGGAUUAUAACAUAAUUAAAAAAGGGGAAUUAUGGGAUGAUAUUGGUCGAGAUAUUGUAGAAAAUCCAGGUUGUACAGUGCUUUGUGGUGGUAAAGGUGUAGGAAAAUCUACCUUUCUUCGAUACUUAAUUAACCGUUUAUUAUCUAAUGGAAGUGAUAAAGUUUUAGUCAUAGACUUUGAUCCAGGCCAGGCAGAGUUUACUGUUCCUGGUUGUGUUUCAUUAGUUGCUGUUAAGAAUCCUGUCCUUGGUCCUAACUUCACUCAUCUCCAGAAUCCGCUCAAGUGUAUCUAUAUUGGUGAAAUAAAUGUAACCAAUGCUGUUUCUCGUUACAUGGAUGCUUGUUUGAAUAUCAUAAGCUAUUGGCAAUCUGAUGAAGAACUGAAGAAGAUGCCAUGUGUUGUCAAUACAAUGGGUUUCACCAAAGGAAUCGGAAAUACAAUUAUGGUGCAGCUUCUGUCUGCUUUGCACCCAUCUAGGGUUGUUCAAAUAAUGGGCAAAUUUGAUGAUUUUAACUAUCCUGAAGUAAUGUCUGUGGAGUAUGUUAAAAAGAGUUGCUUGAGCUCUCCCUUCACCAUCAAUUUGGACAGCACCGUGCAUUCUCAGCGCCAUCGUUUAUUCAGUAGAGGCACCUUGAAAUUUGAAACACAUGUCAUCAGUUCAGCAACCGAUUUUGGCGAGGGUAUUCACAAUGUCAAAGGUUUUGAUCCUCGACGACGACGUGAGGCUGUGAUACUUUCAUACCUUUCAGCUAUGGUAUCUGCCCCCAAUUUCUCCAUUCUGGAUGUGGCACCUUAUUGCUGUCCUUUAGAUAAGCUGUAUCUCAAUAUUUGCCAUGAGGCAGUUCCUCCCGCAGUGGCUUUGUCAGCAUUUAAUGCAAAUUUGGUAGCACUUUGCUGUGUUAAUCCUGCGGAGCAGGAUGUUGUACAACUGCCUGAAUCUGGUUUUCCUUCCAUAAUCUCCAAACUCACAACAGCUGACUGCUUAGGUUUUGGAAUAGUCCGAGGAAUUGAUAUGGAUACUCGUCUGAUGUAUCUUUUGACUCCAGUACCAAGCGAUGUGCUGGCAUCUGUCAAUUGUCUGGUGUUGGGUGCCAUCAACUUGCCUUCCUCACUCUACUUCUCACCACCACGUGAGCCAGGGGCGGUUCCCUAUGUUAUUCAAAAAGUGAAGAAGCGUCUUUCUGGUGGCUUCUCCCAAUGCCUAAGUUUUAACUAAGUGAGAUUCUGGAUUUUCAUUUUUCUUUGUUAAAAUAAUAAUAUUCCAAAUAAGUCUGUAAUUUGUUUGAGCUUGUAAAUCUUGUGAAGUGUCUGUUAGAUGAUUCAGAUGUUCAAAUAAAAGGAGUUUAAUUUUUGA
Thrips palmi is the source of this 3244-nucleotide messenger RNA. RefSeq names its product polynucleotide 5'-hydroxyl-kinase NOL9. Gene Ontology annotation, cellular component: nucleus. The record is from RefSeq and is a predicted model, not a curated record. The coding region runs from base 125 to 3106 and encodes 993 amino acids. The transcript is spliced from 9 exons. Gene Ontology annotation, molecular function: polynucleotide 5'-hydroxyl-kinase activity. Gene Ontology annotation, biological process: cleavage in ITS2 between 5.8S rRNA and LSU-rRNA of tricistronic rRNA transcript (SSU-rRNA, 5.8S rRNA, LSU-rRNA). NCBI's taxonomy places the organism in Eukaryota, Metazoa, Arthropoda, Insecta, Thysanoptera, Thripidae.